This is a messenger RNA of Anopheles cruzii, 1776 nucleotides long. RefSeq names its product putative polypeptide N-acetylgalactosaminyltransferase 9. The coding region runs from base 1 to 1776 and encodes 591 amino acids. NCBI's taxonomy places the organism in Eukaryota, Metazoa, Arthropoda, Insecta, Diptera, Culicidae. The transcript is spliced from 4 exons. Gene Ontology annotation, cellular component: Golgi apparatus. The record is from RefSeq and is a predicted model, not a curated record.
AUGUACGGCGCAAAACUACUCUCCGCCCGGCGCGAUCUCUGCUUGGCGGCGAUUGUGGCCUGCUGCCUGCUGGCCCUGUACCUCUACCACAACCAGCUAUCGGAGCGGCUGGCCACGCUGGAAGAAUUCCGAGCCGGACACGAGAACCAGGAGCGCACUCGGAAGCUCUACGAUGAGCCUUUUGCGAUCCCGGAAUAUGAAGCGGUCCCGUACGAUCGGCUCUACACGCCAGCGCCGCAGGACGAUCGGAGUGCCCGGCUACCCGGUGACAUGGGCGAACCGGUGACCCUACCGAAAAACGUUUCGGAAGAGGUCGAGCGGCUCGUCAAACAAGGCUACACGGAGCAGGGACUGAACCAGUACGUCAGUGAUCUGAUCCCCGUGCGCCGCCGGUUGCCGGACCUUCGGGAUCCGUGGUGCACGGAGGCCGAUCGAUUGCGUCCGGCACUGCCGAAGGUGUCGGUCGUGAUCGUGUUCUACAACGAGGCCUGGUCAGUGUUGGUCCGGACCGUACACUCCGUGCUCGAUCGAACACCGAGCGCCCUGCUCGGUGAGAUCAUUCUGGUGGAUGACUUUUCCAGCUUGCCGCAUCUCAGGACGCAGCUGGACGAGUAUUUCAGUGGCUACCGGCAGGUGCGGAUUCUGCGAGUUCCGCAGCGUCUCGGGUUGAUUCGUGCGCGUAUGCACGGGGCCCGCAGUGCGUCGUCUGAUUUUCUCACCUUUCUCGAUGCGCACUGCGAGUGUAUGGUGGGGUGGCUCGAGGGUCAGCUGGAUCAGGUGGUGCGUGAUCCGCGGACGAUCGCGCUGCCCACCAUCGACUGGAUCGACGAGCACAACCUGCGGUUGGUGAGUGACAAGGCACCCGUGUUCUACGGUGCCAUGGGCUGGGGACUGGACUUUCGGUGGCGUGGCCGCUGGGACCGACUGCACAAGCCGGACAACAAGCUGGAACCGUUCGCGACGCCCGUCAUGGCCGGCGGUCUGUUCACGAUCCACCGGAAGUUUUUCGAACGGCUCGGUUGGUACGACGACGGGCUGGACGUGUACGGGGGCGAGAACAUUGAGCUGUCGGUGAAGGCGUGGAUGUGCGGCGGUCGCCUGGUGACCGUUCCGUGUGCCCGUGUCGCUCACAUCCAAAAGACUGGCCAUCCUUAUCUGAGGGGUGUGAAAAAAGACGUCGUCCGUGUGAACUCGGUGCGCGUGGCCGAAGUGUGGCUCGACGCGUACGCCCAGGUGCUGUACGAUCUGUUCGGUGGGCCACAGUUCCGCGGCAGCUACGGUGACAUCUCGGAGCGUAAGGAGCUACGGGAAGCGCUCCACUGCAAAGACUUUCGCUGGUACCUGGAUACCGUAUUUCCUGAACUGGGCGAAGAUCUCACCAAGUACCGGCCGGGACACGGGGCGCUCAAGAAUGAGGCGCUACAGAACGCGGCGGAGCCGCACUGUCUCUCGUACCAGGUGCCACAGCCCCUGAUGAACGUGUGUCGCGAUGGGGACUCCAAGCAGCACUGGGUGGUUAAUGUGUACGGGGAGAUUAGCAACCAGAACCGGUGUCUGGACUACGAUGGAAAUACGCUCACGCUGUACGGUUGCCACAAGGGGCGCGGGAACCAGGAGUGGCAGUACAAUGGCACCACGUACCAGUUUGAGCACGUCAAGCAUAAGGCCAAGUGUUUGGCGAUCGACCGGGGUACCAAGAAGCUGCGCAUGGAGCCGUGCGAUGCUGGCCAGGAAUCUCACCGAUGGCACUACCCGCCGUUAGACUUUAGUGGGUAA